Scomber japonicus (chub mackerel) is the source of this 2907-nucleotide messenger RNA. RefSeq names its product protocadherin 10b (gene pcdh10b). The transcript has 5 exons. Gene Ontology annotation, biological process: homophilic cell-cell adhesion. The record is from RefSeq and is a predicted model, not a curated record. The coding region runs from base 16 to 2907 and encodes 963 amino acids. Lineage: Eukaryota; Metazoa; Chordata; Actinopteri; Scombriformes; Scombridae. Gene Ontology annotation, molecular function: calcium ion binding. Gene Ontology annotation, cellular component: plasma membrane.
CUUGUUUUUCCGGCGAUGAUUGUGCUUUUGAUUGUCCUGUGCAUCACGGAUGGAGUGCUCUCUCAGAUACGCUACUCUGUGCCGGAGGAAGCGGACCAUGGCGCCUUGGUGGGGAAUAUUGCCGAGGACCUGGGACUGGACCUUACCAAACUGGCCUCCCGCCGCUUCCAGGUGGUGCCCAGCUCUCGGACACCAUACCUGGAGGUGAACCUGGAGAACGGCGUUCUAUUCGUUAGUGAGAAAAUCGACCGGGAGCAGAUUUGCAAGCAGAGCGCCAGCUGCCAGCUCAACAUGGAGGUGUUCUUGGAGAACCCGUUAGAGCUGUUUAGGGUUGAGAUCGAGGUGGUAGACAUUAAUGACAACCCACCUAGUUUCCCAGAGACGGACAUUACGGUGGAAAUCUCAGAGAGCGCCACUCCAGGCACCCGUUUCCCCCUGGAGAGCGCGUUCGACCCGGACGUAGGCUCCAACGCUUUACGCACAUAUGAUAUCACCAAUAACAACUACUUUUACUUGGACGUGCAGACCCAAACGGACGGUAACAAGUUCGCGGAGCUUGUGCUGGAGAAGCCACUGGACCGGGAGCAACAAGCAGCGCACAGGUACGUGUUGACCGCGGUGGAUGGUGGUCAGCCUCCCCGGACUGGCACCGCGCUGCUGGUGGUUAAAGUGCUGGACUCUAACGAUAACGUGCCAGUGUUUGAGCAGUCUGUUUACACAGUGAGCCUCUCUGAGAACGCACCAGUAGGAACACUGGUCAUCCAGCUGAACGCCACCGAUAUGGACGAGGGUCUUAACGGGGAGAUAGUUUAUUCCUUCAGUAAUCACAUCUCCAGCCGCGUAAAGGACCUGUUCAGCAUAGACCCGCGCACAGGGCGCAUCGAGGUGCGCGGAGAGGUGGAUUUCGAGGAGAGCAGCCUGUAUCAGAUCUUCGUCCAGGCUAAGGAUCUGGGGCCAAACGCUGUGCCCGCGCACUGCAAAGUCCUGGUCAAAGUCACCGACCUGAACGACAACGCACCGGAGAUCACCUUCAGCACUGUCACCGAGUCUGUGAGCGAGAAAGCGGUUCCGGGCACCGUCAUCGCCCUGCUGAGUGUGACGGACCUGGACGCAGAGGAGAACGGACAGAUCCAAGUGGAAAUCCUCGGUGAUGUCCCCUUCAAAUUAAAAUCCUCCUUUAGGAAUUAUUUCACCAUUGUGACUGACGGGCCGCUGAACCGGGAGCAGGCGGACUCCUACUCCGUCACCGUGGUCGCGCGGGAUAAAGGUACGCCCUCCCUAGCCACCAGUAAGUCCAUCAGAGUCCAGGUGUCAGAUGAGAACGAUAACGCGCCCACAUUUACGCAGACCAUAUAUGAUGUGUAUGUGACAGAGAAUAACGUGCCAGGGGCGUACAUACACGCUGUGACGGCUCUGGACCAGGACAUGGGACAGAACGCGCUCAUCAGCUACUCCAUAUUAGAGUGUGACAUCCAGGGCAUGUCAGUCAAAACCUACGUGUCAAUCAACGAGGAGACAGGCUAUCUGUACGCACUCAGGUCCUUUGAUUAUGAGCAACUGAAGGAUUUCACAUUCAUGGUCCAGGCCAAAGAUGCAGGGAACCCUGAGCUCUCCUCCAACGCCACAGUCAAAGUCAUCAUCGUGGACCAGAAUGACAAUGCCCCCGUGGUGCUGGCCCCCCUGGGGAAAAACGGCACAGCCAAGGAACCCCUGCCCCGCUCAGCUGAACCGGGCUACCUGGUGACCCGCAUUGUGGCCAUGGAUGCAGAUGAUGGUGAGAAUGCCCGGCUGUCCUACAGCAUCCAGAGGGGGAACGAGAACGGGAUGUUCAGGAUGGACUGGAGGACCGGGGAGCUCCGGACAGCCAGGAGAGUGUCGGCCAAGCGAGACCCCCACCAGCUGUACGACCUACUGAUUGAGGUGAGAGACCACGGCCAGCCUCCGCUGUCCUCCAGUGCCAGCGUGCUGGUGAUGCUGGUGGACAGCGUGGCAGAGGGCCGUGGCGGCGGGGACCGAGGAGGAGCCACCAAGGCCAAAGAUGGUACUCUGGAUCUGACCCUCAUCCUCAUCAUCGCCUUGGGCUCCGUCUCCUUCAUCUUCCUGCUGGUCAUGAUUGUGCUGGCUGUGCGCUGCCAGAAGGAUAAAAAGCUCAACAUUUACACCUGCCUGACCAGCGACUGCUGCCUAAGCUGCAGCUCCUGCUGCUCACGGCAGAGCCGGGCUCGCAAGAAAAAGCUCAGCAAGUCGGAUAUCAUGCUGGUGCAAAGUGCCGUUAACGUCAGCGGGGCCGGUACUGCUCAAGUCCCCGUGGAGGAGUCAGGGAGCUUCGGCUCCCAUCACCAAAACCAGAACUAUUGCUACCAGGUAUGUCUGACUCCAGAGUCUGCCAAAACCGACCUCAUGUUCCUAAAGCCGUGUAGUCCAUCUAGGAGCACAGACACCGAUCACAACCCGUGCGGGGCCAUAGUGACAGGGUACACAGACCAGCAGCCUGACAUCAUAUCAAACGGCAGCAUUUUAUCAAACGAGACCAAACACCAGCGAGCUGAACUCAGUUACCUGGUUGACAGGCCGAGACGUGUCAACAGCUCGGCUUUCCAGGAGGCAGACCUGGUCAGCUCCAAAGACAGCGGCCACGGAGACAGUGAGCAGGGGGACAGUGAUCACGACGCCACUAAUCGAGGCCAUACCUCCGGCGCCGAUCUGUUCUCUAACUGCACGGAGGAGUGUAAGGCUCUGGGUCACUCCGAUCGCUGCUGGAUGCCGAGCUUCGUGCCCUCUGAUGGGCGCCAGGGUCCAGACUACCGCAGCAACCUCCACGUGCCCGGCAUGGACUCGGUCCCGGACACAGAGCGAGGAAAAGGGUUUGCUAGCUCUUUUCGCGUGGACAUACCGGAGACCGCGUGA